GUAUAAAUGUCUCCUUCAUGAAUAACAGAGGACAGAGGAGCAAAAGAUGAGCAGAAAAGCUACAUUUAGUAAAAAUCUUCAAAAGGGUCCAGACCACAAGGGGGAGACAACGUACAUCAUGUACCACGGAACCACUAUGCUUCAUUCGGUCUGAGGAUGGCAUGCUUGGCCCUGGCGUCUAUGUCAGCCGCAGUUUUGCCAAGACAGCCUGCUACCCUAGGGGAUCCAAAGGCCAGAAACGAGCUGUGCUCAAACUGAGCGUCCGUGUGGGCAGAGUGAAAAUGAUUGACAGGCAAGGCCACCACUUGCAGAAGAGCUGGCACCAGGCAGGAUACGACACGGCCUGGGUCCCGCCCAACUGUGGCAUGGUGAAAAGUGGGUGUCAGGAGAACUGUGUCUGGGACCCUAAGAGAAUCAGAGUGCUCUCCGUUCAAAGCAACAACCGAGAGAGCAAUGAUGAUGAAUCAACAGAUGAAGAUGAUGAAGGGGAUAACUAUGAUGAUGAAGAAGAAGGGGAUGAUGAGGAUUAUGAUGAAGAUCAUAAAGAAGAAAGUGAUGAUGAGGAAGAAGAUGAUGAUGAUGAUGAUGAUGAGACCGACAACAGUAGCCAUGAAUCCAGAGAGGAAGAGAAUAGUGUUAGAGAAGGAGGUGUGUCUGGUGAUGAGUUCACACACUACUAUGGAUAUGUAAAUGCACAAGAUGCCUCUCCAGAUCAUGUCGAUGACAGAUCCUCUGAUGAUGAUGAUGAUGAUGACGAAGCCAGUGACAAAGAGGGUUUCAGCUGUGGUGAAAGUGGCGAUGCUUUCACAAAGGCUGGUGCAAGGGAAUCCAGUGGAGAAUCUAGGGAUAAUGAUUAUACUGCCAAAAAUCACAUGUUGAUGUCAAAACGUACUCUUCACAAAGCUGUCGACUUUGCUAACAGCUGUAUAUACAGUAGCAGAGGAAAUCACGGAAGUUUCAGAAUGCUUUUCAGGAUGAAUCUUCUCCUGUUCAUAGGAACACCUGCAGGGACAACCAUGAACAAGGCCUUAGAGGUCAGUGGUCCUCACCAUGCCUCAGAGAGCAAUAAAGUCCAGGAGGACCACUGCAUGAUGUACCAUGGCACCACUCUAAGGGCAGCCCGCCGCAUCCAGCGCUUUGGCUUCAUCCCCUCCACAGACGGCUCUCUUGGCCGGGGCGUUUACGUCAGCCGUAGCUUCGAGAAGGCCACGCACUAUCCUGGAACGACGCAGCGAGGCCAGAGGCUCGCUAUUCUGAAGCUCCGAGUGUGCAUGGGCAAGGUUCUGGAAAUCAAAGGGAUGGAUCAUUCUCUGCGGAAGAGCUGGCAUAAGGAGGGGUACGACGCUGCCUGGAUCCCGGCCACGGGAGAACGGCUGGAAGAACAUUGCAUUUGGGAUCCCAAGCAGAUCACUGUACUUAAUAUCAUAACGGCCGACCACAACAACUGCUUUGUGGAACCCCCUAGCGAGUCUUCUCUGUGAGUGCUGACAGAUUAUGCUGAAAGCACGAACCAGUCCAGUUUCAACAUCAUUUUAUGUAUCUCUAUUGAUUUUCUUUUCCUUGUCUUCUUUUAUGUCUUGCUGUUCUUGAGAGGUUCCACACAGCACAGCAUAAAAAUAGCCAUUUCCUUUGGGUCUGAUUAAUUCAGCCCAUUAUGGUUGUGUGGGGUGUUUGUUUGUUUGUGUUUGUUCAUGUUCCUGAAGCCCCACAGUUACUACUCCGAUUUCUAGGUUGAAUGCAGUGGUUUUGGCUUUAUUUAUAUUGCAGUGAAUACAUUAAAUCAG
Molecule: messenger RNA, 1784 nt
Organism: Alosa sapidissima (American shad)
Lineage: Eukaryota; Metazoa; Chordata; Actinopteri; Clupeiformes; Clupeidae
Gene: gig2q
Product: grass carp reovirus (GCRV)-induced gene 2q
Exons: 4
Coding region: 162-1481 (439 amino acids)
Cellular component (GO): cytoplasm
Molecular function (GO): NAD+ poly-ADP-ribosyltransferase activity
Source: RefSeq, a predicted model, not a curated record